Messenger RNA from Eremomyces bilateralis CBS 781.70, 2346 nucleotides. Its product is annotated as ubiquitinyl hydrolase. The coding region runs from base 1 to 2346 and encodes 781 amino acids. Gene Ontology annotation, molecular function: cysteine-type deubiquitinase activity; zinc ion binding; protein binding. Gene Ontology annotation, biological process: protein deubiquitination. NCBI's taxonomy places the organism in Eukaryota, Fungi, Ascomycota, Dothideomycetes, Eremomycetales, Eremomycetaceae. The record is from RefSeq and is a predicted model, not a curated record. The transcript has 2 exons.
AUGGCAUGCCCUCAUGCCUCCUCCUCCUCCCUCCGUCCUCCUCGCCCCAGCGAAUCCGUCUAUCGCGAAGAUUGCACCAUCUGCUUCGACAGUAUCGACGACCCCGCCGGGCUCGACGUCUGCCUAUCCUGCUACAACGGCGGCUGUGCAGGCGACCGGCAACACAACAAACUCCACUAUGAGACGUCCAAGCACCCCCUAGUCCUCAAUAUCAAACGGACGAGGAAAGUCGUCGACCGCGACGAGCCGCCGCAGAAGCUCACCAAGCUUGCCAUCUCGGCGGAGACGGAGGCGGAUCGGUAUGACACGGCAACGCAGGUGAGGUGCCUGGAGUGCAGGGUGGAGAAUGUGGAUGGCUCGCAGGGGGCGCUGGUGGAGGUGGUGAACGCGGUGUUGAGGGCCAAUACGUUCGCGAAGCAGGAGGAAGUGAAGGCGUGGGAGCAGGAGCUGACGAUCUGUGACCAUACGGCAUUCCUAGAGCAGGAACCGCCGCGGGCGAUCGAUUCGCAGGAUCUGGGGCACUGCUCGAUGUGCGAACUGAACGAGAACCUCUGGCUGUGCUUAACGUGCGGCAAUCUGGGGUGCGGACGCGCGCAGUUUGGAGGCGGGGGUGGGAACUCGCACGGGCUCGCGCACACGGAUGCGACGAAGCAUGCAGUGGCGGUCAAGCUGGGGUCGCUGACGGCGGACGGGACGGCAGACAUCUACUGCUAUGCGUGUGACGACGAGCGGAAAGACCCGAAGCUCACGGAGCAUCUGGCGCACUGGGGGAUCAACAUUGCGGAUCGACAGAAGACGGAGAAGAGCCUGACGGAGAUGCAGAUUGAGCAGAAUUUGCGGUGGGAGUUCUCGAUGACAACCGAGGAUGGGAAGGAGAUCAAGCCGGUGUUUGGGAAGGGGUUCACGGGGCUGAAGAACCUGGGAAACAGCUGUUAUAUGAACAGCUCGUUGCAGGCGUUGUUCGCCAUGCCGGAGUUUCAGGAGCGGUACUUCAAUCAGGUAUCGGGACCGACAUCGACCUCGAAACCCGCCGAAGACUUCGAGACUCAAAUGAGAAAGGUCGCAGACGGCUUGCUUUCCGGCCGAUACUCGAACCCAGACAAGGAUGUCAAAGUACCGGAGGGGUCCGAGGAAGUGACCUGGCAGAAAGGGCUCGCCCCAGCCAUGUUCAAAUCCCUGGUUGGGAAAGGACACGAAGAGUUCUCCACGAUGAGGCAGCAAGAUUCGUUCGAAUACCUUCUCCACCUGUUUGAGAUGAUCGGCAAAUCGAAACACGAUGCUCCGCUUCGGAAUCCCGUGGAUAUUUUCCGAUUCGCGAUGGAGCAGAAGCUUCAAUGCAAUGCAUGCAAGAAGGUGCGAUAUAAGGUCGACGAGCAAGAGAACAUUUCGAUUCCGGUACCGAUACGAAAAGUCCCCCGAGAAGCGAACGCCUCAUCCGAAGAUAAGGAGACCUAUGAGCCGGUUACUCUGAAAGAGUGCCUCGAUCUGUUCACCGCCCCUGAAACCGUCGAAUUAACCUGCCCUGCCUGCCAGAGCAAGGACGGCUUCACCAAACAAUCCCUCUUCAAAACCCUCCCAACCACGCUGGCGAUCAACGCUCGGCGGUUCGGUCUCGUCAACUGGGUUCCCACGAAGCACGACGUCCCCGUUAUCGUCGAGGACGAGGCCAUCACGCUCGACCAAUACCUAUCCCCAGGACUCCAGCCCGGCGAAGAGCUCCUACCCGAAGAUGCCGACAGGACCCCGAAAUUCGUCCCUAACGAAGAAGCAUUAACCGUGCUCGAAACGAUGGGCUUCCCGCGUGUUCAAUGCGAACACGCGCUGCACGCCACCGGGAACACGAACGCCGAAGCCGCGCUGAAUUGGCUGAUGGAACACAUGGAAGACGACGCGAUCAACCAGCCGUUGAACGUCGGCGGCAAUUCAUCCAGCCCCGCCGCCGAUCCCGCCUCGGUGGAGAUGUUGGCGGCACUCGGUGUUGAAGGGCCGCUUGCUAAGAAGGCGUUGAAGGAGACCAACGGCGAUGUGAAUCUCGCCGCCGAAUGGGCAUUUUCCCACCUCGAUGACCCCGGUGUAUUGGACGAGGUUGCAGAGGAGAAUGCACCGACGGGUGACAAGCCACUCGCUGGCAGUGCAGAGACGCCCGCGAACUUUAAGCUGGAGUCGAUUGUCUGCCACAAGGGGUCUUCGAUCCACGCUGGACAUUACGUAGCUUUCGUGAAGAAAGCGCUUCCGGAAGGGUCGCAGUCCGCUUGGGUGCUUUUCAAUGAUGAGAAGGUCGCGCAGGCGGUCGACGCGGAUGAGAUGAAGAAGUUUGCAUACGUCUAUUUCUUACGGAGGGUUUAA